Rhizophagus irregularis DAOM 181602=DAOM 197198 is the source of this 1626-nucleotide messenger RNA. The record is from RefSeq and is a predicted model, not a curated record. Lineage: Eukaryota; Fungi; Glomeromycota; Glomeromycetes; Glomerales; Glomeraceae.
AUGGACAUUCGUGUAGUGGUUGCUAUAGACUUUGGAACCACAUUUUCGGGUUUCGCAUAUGCUAAUCGAUCAAGUCCCGAAAUUAUUACAAAUGAUACAUGGCCUCAACAAAUUGGUCCAUUGAAAACUAAUACAGUUCUUCAAUAUGAUUCCAAUUGUCAAAACGUUAUUAAAUGGGGAAAUCCCGCUUUGGCACAAAGGCAAUCUCGUAGAAGAAGAAAUAUUCCACAAAAUGAAAAACCUCCACUUCCUAGUCAAUUAAAUUAUGAAAAAGCAAUAAGUGAUUAUUUACGCGAAUUAGGAAAGUUGAUUAAGGAAACUAUUUCUACUCGAUGGCAAGGGAUAAAAUUCUUUAAACAUGUUCUUCUUGUUAUAAGUAUUCCAGCGGAGUUCGAUGAUCAUGCGAAAGAUACUAUGAGAAAAUGUCUUUAUAAUGCUGGAUUGACGGACUGUAAAGAAUCAAAGAAAGUUGAAUUUACAACUGAACCUGAAGCUGCUGCAAUUUAUUGCAUGCGAAAUCUUGAAGAACAGAAUAAAAAGAUCCCAAUUAAUGCGUCAUUUAUGGUUGUUGAUUGUGGAGGUGGAACUGUAGAUCUUACAACACGUAAAUUAUUGAGAGAUAACAAACUUAGUGAAAUUACUGAACGAACUGGGGAUUUUUGUGGUGGAGCUUAUGUCGACAGAGAAUUUAUUAAAUUUCUUAGACGUAAACUUGGUGAAUCGACUAUAAAUCUGCUUAAAGAAAAUAAUUAUGGUCAAAUGCAAUACAUGAUACAACAAUUUUGUCAAAAAUCGAAAUUUCAUUUUACUGGAAAUAUAAAUGAUUUUAAUUCUUAUGAAUUUGAUAUUGAAGAAAAUUGUCCCAUUUUGAAACAAUAUUGUAAUGAUGAAAUUAAAGAAAAAAUGGAAGAUGAUGAUUGGAUUAUUGACAUAAAUUUUGAAGAUAUAAAAUCUAUGUUUGAUCCAGUUAUUGGAAAAAUUAUUAGAUUAAUUCGUGGGCAACUUAAUUCUAGUAAGAAUAAAUGUUCUGCUAUAUUCCUUGUCGGAGGAUUUAGUGAAUCAAAAUAUUUACAAAUGAGAGUUAAAGAAGAAUUCGGAAAAUUAGUUCCAUUAAUUAUUGUCCCAAAGCAACCUAUUUCAGCUAUUGUUCGCGGAGCUUGUGACUAUGGACUCGAAAUGAGUACGAUAGUGGAUCGUACUUUGAAAUAUACUUAUGGAAUUAAAACUCAUAGAGAAUGGGAAUUAGGAGAUCCAAUAAAUCGAUUGGAAAAUGUUAAAGGGGAAGAUAAUCCUCUGAUUGAGAUAUUUGACCCUAUGGUUACACGAGGUACAAAUGUAGAAGUUAAUCAGGAAUUUUCUGAAACUUAUAUACCUUUUAAGCCAAAUCAAAAUGGGCUUACAUUUCGAAUAUAUAUUACAACUAAAUUAAGUGCUAAAUUUUGUGAUGAACCUGGUGUGAAAUUACUUGGUACAUUAAGAAUAGACUUACCAGAUGCUCAUCUCGGAAAAAGUCGUGAGGUCGAAUGUUCGCUAAUUUUUGGAAAAAUGGAACUUGUUGUUAAGGCAAAAAAUUUACUGAAUGGAAAAAUCUAUAAUACUUGUUUUGAUUUAGAUUUUAAAAAUUAA